AUGCAUGCCUUCGGCGAAUAUAGUCACUCGGGCACGACGUUCUGCAGGCAAGAGUGGCUGCAACCUUCAACAUGGGAGCAACGCGUGGCAGCAGACGGGGUGCAGCUGCCAUAUCUGUGCGCGACAGCCCAUGAAGAAUCUCGGAGGACUCACCAGGAUCCAAUGUGGACUUCUGCUCAAAACUCUCUCACGCCCAACCUUGAAAGCAGCUCGCGAGAGUCAAACACGUAUGUACACGGUGGUUCCGCGAGCAUCCCGACGAGCGGACAUACGAGCUCGCUUUCCUCAAGCCGAUCGCUAUCUCAGACGAAUGCGAGCCUUAACGAAGGCUGGCUCGGUCAAGAGGCGUACGAUAUCGUGCACGGAGACGGAGAGCAAAGGCAAGUAUUUCCAACCAAGUGGGAGGAAGACCAUCAUGUCGGAAUCGUCCAUGAAAACGGCCCGUACGGCGCCUUGGCAAACUCAAUUGACGGACACAAUCACGACCUCGCGGUUCACUUUCCUCGGGAAGCCGUAGAAGCAGCAGCGUGCCAGCUUUCGGGGCCGGGCUCAAGCGCACUUGAUGCGAAUAGCAAUCUGGUGGGAGGCCGAAUGGAAGAGGGUUGCAUCGGAUCGAAGAAACGGAUCUGGUAUCGCGCGCCGAACGGACAAUUCGCAUCUGCGACGCAAGCUGUUUCUGGACAGCUUGCUCGAGAUGAGAAUGGCAGCGGUAGCGGACAAGGUGGUUCGAGGGGCAGUGUCGCUAUCCGGCGCAUCCGACGACGUCGAAAAUCGGAAGAGGUAGAACGCAAGUAUCGAUGCGAUUUUGACGGCUGCGACAAGGCGUACGGCACGCUCAAUCGUACGUAUCACGCUCGCAUGCAUGGCGACGAAGACGAAGCGGCCGCUUAA
Molecule: messenger RNA, 891 nt
Organism: Pseudozyma hubeiensis SY62
Lineage: Eukaryota; Fungi; Basidiomycota; Ustilaginomycetes; Ustilaginales; Ustilaginaceae
Product: potential zinc finger protein
Exons: 1
Coding region: 1-891 (296 amino acids)
Biological process (GO): regulation of DNA-templated transcription
Source: RefSeq, a predicted model, not a curated record